Aspergillus campestris IBT 28561 is the source of this 917-nucleotide messenger RNA. RefSeq names its product RTA1 domain-containing protein. Gene Ontology annotation, cellular component: fungal-type vacuole; plasma membrane. The transcript is spliced from 3 exons. Bases 6 to 917 code for a protein of 303 amino acids. NCBI's taxonomy places the organism in Eukaryota, Fungi, Ascomycota, Eurotiomycetes, Eurotiales, Aspergillaceae. The record is from RefSeq and is a predicted model, not a curated record.
ACAAUAUGUCCGACUUCAGAAAACAGCUUCAAACAGGCUGCUACGCCCUCAUCGAAGGCCACGGCACCGCAUACGGCUACCAACCCUCCCUAGCAGCAGGCAUCGUGUUUCUCGCGCUCUUCGGACUCUCACUGCUCGCCCACAUGGUGCAAAUGACGUGGACGCGCACUUGGUGGUGUGCUGUGUUUUCAGUGGGAUGUCUUACGGAAAUCCUCGGCUGGGUAGGACGCACCUGGUCAGCGCAAUGUCCAUACAACAUGAAUGCAUUUCUUAUGCAGAUUUCCACCCUCAUCAUCGCCCCCACCUUCUUCACAGCCGGAAUCUACAUCCUCCUCGGCCAAUUCAUCCACCUCCUCGGCCGCCAAUCCUCCAUCCUAACCCCCAGCCUCUACCUCUGGAUCUUCUGCACCUGCGACGUCAUCUCGCUCAUCGUCCAAGCAAUCGGCGGCGCCAUGGCCUCCGCCGAAACCAGCAAACCCAACGGCAACACCGACCCAGGCACACACAUCAUGGUCGCGGGGAUCGUGUUCCAGAUGUUCUCCAUAACAGUGUUCGUCGCGUGCGCGGCGGAUUUCGUCCGUCGGUGCUUGCGAUACCGGUUGCUGAGGACUGUGUCAGGGAGUCUGGUGCCGCUGUUCGCGGCGAUGAUCUUCUCCGUGCUGUGUAUUUAUACCCGCAGCAUAUAUCGCACGAUUGAGCUGUCGGAGGGGUGGAGUGGGUAUUUGAUUACGAAUGAGAGGUACUUUGUGGCGCUUGAUGGGGCGAUGAUGGUUGUCGCUGUUGUGGUGUUUAAUGUUUUUCAUCCGGGGAUGUUGAUGCCGAGGGGGAAGGGGAGUGAGAGUGAGAGGGAGAGUGAGAUGAGGAGUGGGGUUUCGAGUUCUUGUGGGUUGAAUGGGGCGGGGAUGGAGGAGUAUUGA